This is a messenger RNA of Haliotis rubra (blacklip abalone), 1878 nucleotides long. Its product is annotated as Y+L amino acid transporter 2-like. Gene Ontology annotation, cellular component: membrane. The coding region runs from base 62 to 1525 and encodes 487 amino acids. The record is from RefSeq and is a predicted model, not a curated record. The transcript has 13 exons. Gene Ontology annotation, molecular function: L-amino acid transmembrane transporter activity. NCBI's taxonomy places the organism in Eukaryota, Metazoa, Mollusca, Gastropoda, Lepetellida, Haliotidae. Gene Ontology annotation, biological process: amino acid transmembrane transport.
GGGCAAUAUAGACAGUAACUCUGUGCCAGUCUGCUGCUGACGACCUACUGCGAAGAUCGCUAUGGACAGCGAAGUUGCAGGGACCAAUAUGGCAGACAAAUCCACUGUAGGGAGGACUUCAACCCUGAAGAAACAGCUCGGGUUGGUCAGCGCUACGAGUUACAUGAUCGGCAAUAUUAUAGGGACUGGUAUCUUCAUCAGCCCAUCUGUCAUACUAGAAGGGAUGGGGUCCUCCGUGGGCUUGUCUCUGCUGGUGUGGACGAUGUGUGGAGCUUUGACCUAUUGUGCUGCCAUGUGCUAUGCUGAAUAUGGCACCCGACUGAAGAAAUCAGGGGGUACUUAUACCUACAUCCGAGAAGCAUUCGGAGACUUUGUUGGCUUUUUGUUUCUGUGGACUGAUUUCCUCAUUGGCCGCCCCCUGUCCACGGCCCUGGCGUGUUUGGCGGCUGCACAGUACAUCAUGAGACCUCUCUUCCUGUCCUGUCCGGACAUGGCGCCUACAGCAUCCAAAGUCAUGGUUGGAUAUGUCAUCCUUGGCUUCUUUGUGAUGGCCAAUAUGUACAGUGUCAAGCUCGGAGCCCGACUACAGACUGUGACCACUGUAUGUAAAGUAACAGCUCUGCUUACCAUUAUCGUUGCCGGUAUGGUUCAUAUUGGACAAGGACACACAGAUAACUUCAGUGAACCAUUCAAAACCACUCACCUUACUCCAGAAGGUGUUGUUCUGGCGUUUUAUGCAGGGCUGUUUGCAUUUACUGGCUGGUCAAUAGUCAAUACUGCGGUGGAGGAAAUCUGUAACCCAUACAGAAACAUCCCUCUAGCCAUCUUUGGAGGACUCGCAGUUCCGACCUUAGGAUAUCUUCUGGCAAAUGUUGCUUACCAUGCUGUUCUAACAAAUGGCGAAAUCCUAUCUGGAAUUGCUGUAGCCUAUGUAUUUGGAGAAAGGAAGCUGGGAUUCCUCAAGUGGGUUGUGCUUUCAUGUGUGGCAGUAUCAGCUGGAGGGAUUGCUAAUGUUAACAUCUUCAUUUUCAGCAGAACGUACUUUGUGGGAGGUCGUGAUAGACUGUUUCCUCGGUUCCUUAGCAUGAUCAACGUACAUAGAAGAACUCCACAACCUGCCAUUCUCGUGAUGUUUAUACUCGCAACUAUCUACAUGUGUCUCGGAGAUAUCAAAACUGUUCUGGGAGCCUAUUCUUUCUUCAAGUCUGGCGGGGAGUGUUUGGCAGUCGCUGGGAUAUUCAUCAUACGACGGAGGCAUCCAGCCAAAGACAACACUUACCAGGUCAAUUGGCUGUUUCCCGUCAUCUACGUUGUGUUCUUCCUGGUGCUAUCUGUCACAGCCAUCACCUUCGACCCACGCCUGUACUUGCCCACCUUCUGUGUCUCUCUGCUGGGUGUCCCUCUCUACUUCCUGUCCAGGAGUCGCUGGUGGCAGAUGGGGUAUCUGGCCAGGGUCAAUAAAUGGAUCACACUUCUGUGUCACCGUAUCCUUCUGUGUGAACCCGCCAGUCCAGAUGUAGUGUGAAGGAACUGUGUAGGGCACACUCACUCUCUUUUGUCACUUUUGAACAUAAAAGAUAAUAAUACAAAGAUGAUGUUACCUGUGAAUUAUGUAACACACACUAUAAGAUGUCCAUAAUCAGAUUCGACUGCAGAGAUAAAUUAUGCCAUGAUUACCUUAACACAUUAAAAAUGUUUGUGAUGAGAUGUCAGUAGUUAAUACCAUGUUUGUUGGUUGGCUUGUUGUUUAACUCCACACUCAUCAAUAUUCCAACUGUACGGCUAUAUAAUCUGUCAGAUUAUGAAUAUUCCAGGGCACAUUUUAUUGCUUAAUAUGUGUGCCUUAUUUUUUGCUGUUACUGGUGGAUCUGUUCCAGA